UCACAUAAGGACACAAAUAAAGUACUAUCAAUCAAGUAGUAAUCUCAAGUGUCCUAAACACUAAUCAACAUUCAAAACUCUUUAAACAAUUACUUACUACAAUGAUGAAACUACGAUCUCUUUUCUUUGCCUCAAUUCUACAGCUACUAAUUCUCACCCUCUACUAUUCCACUACCACCUCAGCACAAAUCUCACCAGUUCAAUCUCCACAAGCCUCUACACCAGCACCAGGUUUCAACACAGUCCCCCUUGUACCAGUAACCCCGAGUGGGGCCCCCACCCCUAAUAUUCUCCCAAAAUCACCAUCCAUAGACAUUAUCCAAAUCCUCAAAAAAGCAAAAAGAUUCUCAGUUCUCAUUCGUCUUCUCAAAACAACUCAGUUAAUAAACCAACUCAACUCACAACUAGUUACAUCAUCAUCAUCAGAUUCUAGCAGUGGUGGCUUAACCCUUUUUGCACCAGAAGACAAUGCCUUUUCAAAACUCAAACCAGGUUUCCUUAAUUCCCUCAGUGACAGACACAAAGUAGAACUGUUACAAUUCCACACACUUUCCUCAUUCAUCUCAAUCUCGAACUUCGACACCUUAACCAACCCGGUUCAAACACAAGCCGGUGAUGACGCCAAAAGGCUACAACUUAAUGUAACCACUUCUGGCGGUAGCCAUGUCAGCAUGACAACUGGCACGGUUAAUGCAACCGUUACUGGAACAGUUUACACAGACAACAAACUAGCUAUAUAUCAGGUUGACAAGGUUCUUGUUCCUCUUGAUCUUGUGCUUCCUGCUAAAGCUCCUGCACCUGCACCGGUUUCUAAAGGAGAUUCAGCUAAGCCUGAUGAUAGAAGCAAGUCAUCAUCAGCAAAGGAUGACGAUGAUGAGAAUAAUGACUUGCCUGCAGAAGCUUCUGGUGCUGGUUAUUCAAAUGUGGAUGGAAUGUGGCUGGCUCUUGUUUUUGGGAUGGUUUUGCUUGCUGGUGAAGCAAUGCUAUGAAUUUGAUGAUUUGAUUUGGUAAUAUUAAUUUUGUUGUGCGCUGUUUCAGGUCAUGUGAGUCAUUCAUAUGGAUUGACAAUAUAUAUUUUGGAGUUUUGCUUUGUUUGCAUAUAGUAAAGGCUGAAAUUGUGUUUUGAAAACGGUUUUGUAUAUAUUUGUCUUUUGAUUUUGAAUUUUAUAUUUAUAUAUUAAUUGA
Messenger RNA from Medicago truncatula (barrel medic), 1185 nucleotides. RefSeq names its product fasciclin-like arabinogalactan protein 11. NCBI's taxonomy places the organism in Eukaryota, Viridiplantae, Streptophyta, Magnoliopsida, Fabales, Fabaceae. The transcript has a single exon. Gene Ontology annotation, cellular component: plasma membrane. Gene Ontology annotation, biological process: plant-type secondary cell wall biogenesis. The record is from RefSeq and is a predicted model, not a curated record. Bases 102 to 989 code for a protein of 295 amino acids.